Molecule: messenger RNA, 2262 nt
Organism: Sphaeramia orbicularis (orbiculate cardinalfish)
Lineage: Eukaryota; Metazoa; Chordata; Actinopteri; Kurtiformes; Apogonidae
Gene: fam161b
Product: FAM161 centrosomal protein B
Exons: 9
Coding region: 147-1823 (558 amino acids)
Biological process (GO): cilium organization
Cellular component (GO): cilium
Source: RefSeq, a predicted model, not a curated record
CAUCUUCAGACACCUUUACACUACAGACAUUAUACUCCACCGAAAGAUCACCGGAACAUCUUGUCCCCGAAGCUUCGAAGCUGAUAAAUAACACAACUUCCUAAAACUCAUCUUUUAACAGAUGAAGUAGAAGACUAAACAUUAUCAUGUCUAAACUGGACAUGUUGCUGCGAGACGGGAUCCAAUCAGAGUUGAUUCUUAAGGAGCAUUUAAAGACCCUAAGUGAGUCCCUCAGAGAGCAGCUUCAGGAGACAGAGAAGAGACAGAGAGAGGAUCUAGAAAGCAGGAUUCACCAGAACACCCUCCUAUCAACCAAUGUGGACCAAGAGCUCAGUGUUUUCAAGGAACCAAAGAAAUGUGUAGGAUUGAGAAAAGCUGCAUCCACCUCUGCCUUGAACUCAGACAAAGGGUCUUCACACUAUCCUAGACAGUCUCAAAGGCCUGACUCAUCUUCUCAUGUACGUUUAUCUUCAACAGACUGGCAUCAUUGCACUGUCAAGGCUCCUGUAAGAACACAGCAUUGUGAGCGAGCAUUUUUAUCUAUAACAAAACCAAGCAAAGAGGAGGAGGCUCAGGCUGAGUGUCAGAAGAAGUUCUGUGCUCUUCCUGUCCCUGUCCAUGUCAGUGUGCCUCUCUAUCAGGAAAUGAUGGAACAGAGAGACAAGGAGAGGAAGCAGAGCCAUGAGCAGAGAAAGAACUUUCUGCUCUCCAUGCAAAAACCGUUUACCUUCCAAGAGAGAGAGAAGGAGAAAAGAGAAAACCUGAUCACAAUGUUGAAUCAAGUCUCACAGGAGGGAAAAAAAGCUGCUGCUGUUCGGAAACCUCCUCAUAAAAUAGUCAAAAAUUCAACAGAUUCUGGACUGGAAGAUCAGGAGCUUUGCAGAAAAGUCAACAAUCAGACAAAAGUGCCACUCAAGAAUACAUCUGCGUCUGACAGCCCAAAAGUUCGCACUGCUGAUCGCACCAGAAAAGAGAAGCUGGGAUUCCUGGAUGAGAAACCGAGCUUCCAGCCAAAGAUCAUCCACCAGGUCCCUGAUUUCAGCAGGCUGCACAAGGCUUUACAGACAGAGGCCCUAAGAAAAACACAGAGUAAAGAGGUUACCAAGUGUCGGCCCUUCAACCUGAGGACAUCAACUCUUGCUGCAAGGCAAAGCAGGAUGAUCCCUGAAAGCUCAGAGGUACCAAAAAUAUCGAAUCUCAGUAGAAGCAAGUCACUUGGAGCUUUAACAUCACUGUCUACAGAUACACUCCCCACUUACAUUACAGACGCUGUGAGGAAGCGCAGCAUGGCCAUCAGGAAAUCAAUAGAGAUGAGGGUUAAUAAGAAUCAAGAGAGUGUUGAUUGGUUGAGCAAGUAUCAAAUGAGGUCCCAGGCUAUGAGAAAGACUGUCUCCCUGCAUGCAAAGUUACUGGACCCACACAGUAGCUUGAAAGACGUGUAUAAUGAAAAACUACAGCAACAUCGAGACGCUGACCAGCAAAGGAUGAGAGAGUACAUGAGGGAUUUGCGGGACAUGAAGGCAAGAGUUAAUGAACGCCCUUACUUGUUUGAACAGGUGAAGCAGAGAAAUGCAAAGGCUCAAGCAGAGCAGAUGUACAGGAACAAACUGAAGAAAGCCGGGUUAAAGGAGCAGUUUGUUGAGGAAAAUGGAGAAGCAGAUAUAGAAAUUUCAACCUCAUCCAUGUCUGAGGAAGACAGACAUGUAGAUGGCUCUAUCAUGGAAAAUGACAUUCAUAACAGGGAAGAAAAUGUAGACGACGGAGAGAAAAUUGAAGAUGUGGAAGAGAAGAGCGUGAAGUCCAAAGGGGAAGAAAUGCCAUGAUCAAAAAGGUUCAGGCGGCACUGAGUUUUCUGUGGCCUCCCCACUAGAAAACAACACUAUCCUCAAAAAAUGAUUCAUGUCAUGGCUAACUAUCCACACCAAGCAUUUGAUCGUUUAAGAUGUUUAACAGUAAAUUAUAAAAUCACAAACCAUAUGGCCUUUACACUCAUAAAUGCUAGGGAUUACAAACAGAAAAAUAUAAGUUUAUAGGACUGUAUAUGUUUACAACUUGUUAAUUUUUUUUUUAUGUGCAUAGUGUCUUACUCUGGUAUAGGAUCUGCUGGAUGUUUUAAGCAGAUUAAACUGAAAAUAUAAAAAGAUACUUUUAGUUUUAUGACAACAAUUUUUCUAAGGAAUAUGUACACUGUAAUUUACAGGAUGAUGAACACUUAGUUACCAGAAUAAACAGUUCAAAAAGAGAAUUGAAACACCAGCUGAA